AAAGAAAAGAAAAAGGAAAAUGGAAUAAGGAGGAGGUUAUAUUUAUAAGAAGAAGGUGAGGCCGUUAUCUUCCCGCGAAGCGCAGCAGCAAUUUGCCCCAACUGAAGGUAGGGGGUUUAUCAGGAAGAAGAGGAGUAAGAUGGCAGUGGUGUCACUAUCAUUAUCAUUAUCAGGCGUUGGCUGUGCAGUGCAAUCGCCAAUAUUAUCUGUUCCAAAAGCUUCGUCGCCGAGAUGGAGAUGGUGGCGCAGCCUUCAGGCUCAGUGCGUUCAGGAACCGGAGAGAUUUGGAGGGCCAACAAAUGGCUGCGGCGGAGGAAUUGAGCGAAGAAAUUUGGUGAUAUCAUGGGCUGCUAUGUUAACCGCAGGCCUCUCUAAUGUUGCUUCCGCUCAUGGAAUCGCCGCCUCGGCAUCUCAAUUUGCCGACAUGCCAGCACUUAGAGGGAAAGACUAUGGCAAGACGAAAAUGCGUUAUCCAGACUACAAAGAGACAGAUUCAGGUCUUCAGUUUAAGGACUUGCGAGUAGGAGAUGGCCGCACUCCAAGUCCUGGAGACAUUGUAGUGGUUGAUUGGGAUGGGUACACCAUUGGAUAUUAUGGCCGAAUAUUUGAAGCUCGAAAUAAGACAAAAGGUGGUUCAUUUGAGGGUGACGACAAGGACUUUUUCAAAUUUAGAAUAGGAUCGCAAGAGGUAAUACCAGCUUUUGAAGAAGCUGUUUUGGGCAUGGCUCUUGGUGGCAUUAGAAGGAUUAUAGUGCCCCCAGAAUUAGGAUAUCCUGACAAUGACUACAACAAGAUGGGCCCAAGACCAACAACAUUUUCGGGCCAAAGAGCCUUGGAUUUUGUGCUAAGGAAUCAAGGGCUGAUAGAUAAGACACUUCUAUUUGAUAUUGAGCUCCUUAAGAUCAUACCCAACCGGACAUAAUUCACCACACCACAUAUAACUAUCUUGAGGAGUUUUGAGGAUGCGGCUUAGAGACAUCAAUAAGUUUUGGAAGCCGGUUAUUCAUCAAAGAGAAAAAGGUUGAGGAAGCUGGUUUGUUAAAUAUCAUCUAUCUAGGUGAAAGGGAAGGCUUAUUUGGAGUGGGUCUUUUUAUUUUAUUUUAUUUUUGGGUGGGGGAGAUGGAGGGUGUUAAGAAAAGGAAGAACAUUGGAGCUAAGCUAAGUUCUUUUGUUUCUGAGUUUUCCUUGCUCAUCAGAAUACCAAGGAUAUGCAGGGAGCUAUAUUUGUAAUUUAUACCCACAUAUAUUAAAUUUUUCUGUGAUAGUCCUAAAAAAAAAAAAAAAAAAAAAAAAACCAGAAAAAUGUUGUAUUGUGAUAGUUCUGCAUCAUGAAGGAUUAUAAUGUUUAUUUUCUCAAUGGAUAUGGCCAAGGAUCGUCAUCUCUCAUUUAUUGUUAUUAUUAUUAUUAUUA
Messenger RNA from Ziziphus jujuba (common jujube), 1411 nucleotides. Its product is annotated as peptidyl-prolyl cis-trans isomerase FKBP19, chloroplastic. The coding region runs from base 140 to 922 and encodes 260 amino acids. Gene Ontology annotation, cellular component: thylakoid; chloroplast. NCBI's taxonomy places the organism in Eukaryota, Viridiplantae, Streptophyta, Magnoliopsida, Rosales, Rhamnaceae. The transcript is spliced from 11 exons. The record is from RefSeq and is a predicted model, not a curated record. Gene Ontology annotation, molecular function: peptidyl-prolyl cis-trans isomerase activity.